AUGGAGUCAGAGCCAUCUCAAUCACCAAGGCCGAAUGCUACAACAUCUACAUCUUCGAGGAAAAGAAAUAAGACAGAUGAAUCAAAUGAAAUAUUAGAGGUUUUGAAAAGUGCUAAAAAAAAGAUGGAUGAAAGGGAGAAGAAGGAUCCAUUUGAUAUAUAUGGUGAAUAUAUUGCUGCUGAAUUAAGAAGUGUUAAAGAUGACCAAGCCGUGACACAGGCAAAGUACCAUAUUAAUAAUAUACUGUAUGAAUUAAAAAUGGGACGAUAUAAUACAUAUGGAUAUCAAACGGCAUCUUCUCAUCCAUCAUCAACACCAAAUAAUGUUCAGGAAACUGAAAUAAGGGAAAUUGAGAGACACGAAACAAAUAGACUAGAUGCAUUACGAGACGAAACAGAAGAUUCGGCUAUACUAAACUUAGUUAACUAUCUCAGUGAUGAAUCAACGCAAUAG
Pieris macdunnoughi is the source of this 453-nucleotide messenger RNA. NCBI's taxonomy places the organism in Eukaryota, Metazoa, Arthropoda, Insecta, Lepidoptera, Pieridae. The record is from the annotation of a GenBank genome assembly.